Pleuronectes platessa (European plaice) is the source of this 6064-nucleotide messenger RNA. RefSeq names its product TBC1 domain family, member 22a (gene tbc1d22a). The transcript is spliced from 15 exons. Gene Ontology annotation, molecular function: GTPase activator activity. NCBI's taxonomy places the organism in Eukaryota, Metazoa, Chordata, Actinopteri, Pleuronectiformes, Pleuronectidae. The record is from RefSeq and is a predicted model, not a curated record. The coding region runs from base 396 to 2060 and encodes 554 amino acids. Gene Ontology annotation, biological process: activation of GTPase activity.
CAUAAACAAAAAACAGGAGGAAGUACAAACUGUUCAGAUUUUAAACUGCGGAACCAAAUCAGCAAAUGACAUUCAGACACAAACCUAAGUCCCUGACCUAUAGUGGAGUUUCUUCAGGAAGCCAUGGUUUCUCUGUCAACAAACGCACAGACGGCGGGUUGUGACGUCAGCUGCUGCCCGAGCCACCUCACCACGGAACUCACUUGUGAUUGGCCCACGCUGAUCAAGUCGCGCUUCGGCCAAUCACAGCCGCGCUUGCUCGCCCAUCAGGCAGUGGCAACAUGGCAGCUCUCUGAGUUUUGGUGAGCUGUAAAUAAACACAUUUUCCACGUCUCGCGGACCACGACAGCGCCCGGGUGUUUGCGUCGAGGACCGGCAGGAGCCGCGGAGGGAAGAUGUCGACUGACGGGACCAGGAAACAGUUCUGGAAGAGAAACGCAGCCAAGGUUCCUGGCAGCAUUCAACAUGUAUACGGAGCCCAGCAUCCCCCCUUUGACCCGCUCCUCCAUGCGAAUCUAAUUAAAGCAGCCAACAAACAUCCUCCGGCCACACCAGGCAAGCCUAAGAAGGCGACCACCUUCCAGGAGUUUGAGAGCAUCACAAGUGACGCUUGGGACGUUGGGGAUGAUGACGAUGAGCUGCUGGCCAUGGCUGCACAGAACCUUAACAUCGAGGUGGUCAUGGAGACGGCCAAUAAGGUGAUUGAGAAUCACAGCAAGCAACAGGAACAACAGCGGCUGGAUGACUCCACAGACCUGGAACAGAGAGACGAGGACACACAGGACGAGACGGUGGAGGACGAAGAGGAGGACGAGGAGAAUGAGGAGAAGGAGGUGGAGGAGAGAGUGGAGGAAGGCGACGUGACCAGCCCAGAGGUGUCGUUUGCCUCCCAGAGCAGCCCUUUCACUGAUGGUCGCCUGGUUAAAUCCCACAGCGAAGCUCCAAUUGGGUCACCCAAAGAUGCAGCAGGUGAAUAUGCAGGCCUCCAAAGACAGCGGUCUCUGCCCCACCGGCCACCCCUCAUCCCUUUAGUGGCUCGCAUGGCCGACCAGAACACGUCUGGCACCCCAGCCAUGACCGAAAGGGAAGCGUCCCGUCUGGACAAGUUCAAACAGUUGCUGGCCGGCCCCAACACAGAUCUAGACGAGCUACGGAAACUCAGCUGGUCUGGAAUCCCAAGACAGGUCCGACCAAUUACGUGGAAGCUCCUCUCGGGUUACCUGCCCGCCAACGCAGAGAGGAGAGAGAGCGUCCUACAGAGGAAGAGACAAGAAUACUUCGGCUUCAUCCAGCAAUACUAUGACUCCCGCAACGACGAGCCCCAUCAAGACACAUACAGACAGAUUCACAUUGACAUACCGAGAACUAAUCCUCUUAUUCCUCUUUUCCAACAAGCUUCUGUCCAAGAGAUUUUCGAGCGGAUCCUGUUUAUUUGGGCGAUCCGGCACCCCGCCAGCGGCUACGUGCAAGGAAUCAACGACCUGGUCACGCCGUUCUUCGUGGUCUAUGUCUUUGAAUACAUCGAGGAGGAAGUGGAAAACUUUGACGUGUCCAGUCUCCAGGAAGAGGCUCUGAGGAGCAUUGAGGCUGACAGCUUCUGGUGCAUGAGCAAACUGCUGGACGGCAUCCAGGAUAACUACACAUUUGCCCAACCAGGGAUCCAGAGGAAAGUCAAGGCCCUGGAGGAGCUGGUCAGCAGGAUCGAUGACUCUGUGCACCGCCACAUGCAGCAGUAUGAGGUAGAGUACCUGCAGUUUGCCUUCCGCUGGAUGAACAACCUCCUGAUGAGGGAGCUGCCACUGCGCUGCACCAUCAGACUGUGGGACACCUACCAGGCCGAACCAGAGGGCUUCUCCCAUUUCCACCUCUACGUGUGUGCGGCCUUCCUGGUGAGGUGGAGGAAAGAGAUUCUAGACGAGAGGGAUUUUCAGGGGCUAAUGAUUCUCCUGCAAAACCUUCCCACGAUGCACUGGGGCAACGAGGAAGUGAGUGUGCUGUUGGCCGAAGCCUACCGGUUGAAGUUCGCCUUUGCCGACGCGCCCAACCACUACAAGAGAUGAUAAGCGUGGCUCUCCGCAGCUGCUCCCCCUCCUCGUCCUCAUCCAUCCAUCCCCGCUGUCGUCUACUGAACUCAAAGGCCUCUAUUUCUACAUGGAAGGACCUCCCCCCAUUUUUCUUAACCUCCCCUUUCCCCAAAUCGCCCGUAUGGGCCUUUCAGCAACUAAGAGAUUUAAAUCAACCAAUGAAUGGGAGGACUAGAGGUGUAGCAUUCUAACAUGACGAUGUGGAGCCUUGUUUUUUAUUGUUAUUUUUCUCUGAUCAGCUCUGAAGUGUGCACUCCUGCAGAGCCCUCCUCCUCCUCAUCACCGACGACCGCAACUUUUUUUGGGUUGGCAUUCGAUCCGCUCAAGCUGACGCCUCAGAUUACGACCUCAGGCCAGCUGCAGGAGAGCAAGCUGCUGCUCAGCACCGCCCGGGGUCUCGUCUGGCUCAGAACAAUGUCCCUCUCCGCUUACCGUUGUUUCCAGUACCCCGGCAAUACAUUGUUCUUGGUUCCCUGAGGCAAAAAUUUGACCUUUUUUUUUUUUAAGCCCGCAAAGACGAAGAAAGAAGGUAAAAGGGCACUGGGUGAGGUGGUUUACAUAUUUAAGCCCCUGUCUUGCUCACAACAGCACCUGAAGAAACAGGACCUCUCCGGGGUUUUCUUUUUUUCUCUCUCCACCAGGGACACGGGUGGUUUCCUUCAUGAACACACCAGGGUUUUACAGAAAGAGUGAGAGAAAGAGAGAUUGUAAGUGGAGGAAAAGCAUAAUUCCCCCCCCCCCCCCCCCUUCCACAAACCAGGCACACCAGCUCACGUGCUUCACCCUGUCCUCCCACCCGCACAGGGAAAGAUAGUAAAAGAGUUUCAGACAAAUAGUAACAGCCUGCAGAUCAUAAGAGUCACACACACACACUCGUUAUCUAAGAACGUAAUAAGCCAUCAGGAGGAAGAAAGCUACUCAUUCCCACGCAUUCGUUUCCCUCAGACCUGCCAGUAUAUGGAUGGUCAUGUGUAUAGCUCCACCUCUCUGAACCUAAGACUACCUCAGAACACACAUUUAAAACCAUUGCGGCAUAUAGUCUGACAGAAAAACACACACAGUCAUGCACCAGUUAGUUAACUUACAAAAUAAACUAUUUGCAUUUCAUUUCAGAAACGGAUUUUGGGCUUAAAUAAGGAACAUGGUUUCUUUCUUUUUCCUCCCAUCUGUCUUCUCCUGUCUAAUGGGCACAAUCUCCAUGCAUUUAAAAAAGAGCCAAAUGCAAAUGUUAACAAAGUGAUAAAUUAUCCUGGAUCUGCACCAAACUUUAAAGUGUUCUUCCUUGGGUCAUGCCCCACCCCUCCAAAGAAUUCAAUGGAAAUCGGUCCCGUAGUUUUAACAUAAUCCUGCUGAGUAAAGGUAAUAAUUCUGUAAAGCUUCCUGAUUAAAAUCAUCAGAGAUAUUGAAGGAUCAAUCUGUCGUGGACACACUAACAAACCGAGUUGUCCUGUUACUCAGCUUGAUUCAACUCGUAGAUUCUCUUUCAAUGUUUUUAUAUCAUACAAAAAAAAAGCUGCAUCAGAAUCAUAGCCUUAUUUGUUCUGGUUGGAUUUUGGUAAGAAAUUCCGUUUUGAAUUUAUUUUCCUAGAGUUGAAACAGACCUUACAGAUAAAGAGUAUUCAACAUAACCAUUCAUUUGAGAUAGUUUUUCAUAUAAAUGAACAAGAAACAGUAGAUGCCUUUACAGCAGCCUUAUGAGUCUCAUGCGUUUCAGUAUAUCCUCGUUUUUGUUGCUUAUAUCUUACAGCUCAUGUGAUGUCUCACCCAAAGUCAAUAGCACCAUAUUGGUGUAAUGUUGGGAGGAUGUGGUGGAUGUAAUCAGACAUUCAUGACGUGAAACAAAGCUGUAAACGUUUGGAGCCUCCUGUCGCGAAUGCGCCAGGAUCCAUUACUGUCACCACAAAGUCGGUGUGCACAGGUGUGUGUGUCUGUGUGUGUGUGAAGGGGAGACGGGAGGAGAGAGGGAGCAAGUGAGUCGUGUUUCUCUGGAGGUUUCAGCGCUUUUUUCCUGCGAGAGCUGUCAGUCACUGAUCGCACGUAGGGAUUUUUCUUUUUAACACACUCUGCACCGGUUUCACAAGCCCCUCAUCUCCUAUGCUCUCUGACAAAGAAAAACUGCACUAAAUUCGAAAGUCUACAGCCCUUUGUUCCUCCUCUCUCCCUCUCUCCCUCUCUCUCUCUCUCUAUCUCUCGUUUGUAUGAUAUAUAUUCUUUCAAUGAGCAUUUUAAGAUUCGUCUUGUUUUGGUUUUAAUUUGUUUUAAUGCUGUUUACAUGACAAGCCUGUUAAGUUGUGCCUGACACUAAAGACACGAGACAACAUCCUAGAUAUGUUAUUGACCAUGAAUUAACUCGGAAACUUGGUUUUAGAUUUCUGCAAGCAAUAGUAUGACAUUUUUGGAUUUGCUGUGAUAAGACACAAAGUGUAUCUUUUUGUGCCCAUGUAGUUUUGGGGGAUGUGACAGUUGCCAAUAUGAACAGUUUAGUUACUCUGGGCAUUUACUCCAUAUUAAUAAUGCAAAAACCUUACAACUGACUCUUUGCGUAACUGCUCCUGUGGACAGUAAUUGUCAAUUUAUAACUUAGCAAAGAUGAACUAGAUAUAUUGGACCUGUCAAGCUUUAGAUUUCUGCACAUGCUGAAUUGGUACAUUAACAUUUAGCAUUCAGUUUGGUGGGCUGUUUCUCUGAUGUAUUUUAAUGCUAAUUCUACUUCCAAGGCCAAGAAGCAUAUCCUAGGCAAGCUAUGUUUUCUAACAUUUGCAGCAUCAUCAAACGCCAACAUUUCACUAUGUUUGUGGCAAAUGUACUUUCUCUUGUGAUAUAACACGCAGUUUAAAAAGCAGCAUCUUUAUUUUGGAAGUUCAAGUUUGGUUUGAAUUACUUUUUCGACACUAUGGAACCAAGUGAAACAUCACGAUUGACAGCUAAGAGUGUUACGCAAGUGGUGGAGUAUCUUCUUUAGUGGGAUCUCAGAACCAUGGCUCCAGUCCACGAUCACUACCGCACAGGCCGUUGCUCCGAAUGACAUCACCAGUGCAAGAUGGCGGCACCCAUACCAUGGAUAUUUUGACUUUAUUUUGGUACAACAGGAAGAGGGAGAGACAUGUCGUCCACCUUUUAUUUACAGUCAACUGAGCAUGUGUAGAGAAUAGAAAGCUUGACAGGCAAAGCAAGAGUAACCAAGGGACAAUGGAUUUCCCGUAUCGUUUAUGAGCCAAAGUUUCUACUUUUAUGUUGCCUUAUUGCACACAACAAUACUGAACACUGUGGGGGGGGAGUGAUGCCAGUAGUGUGCAGGGACGUCCAAACAGUUACUGUAUGUAUGUGUGCGUGUGUGUGUGUGUGUAUGUGUGAGUCAUAGGCAAACACUCCAAGCCCAUCAGUUUUCAUCAUUUGAAUAAUUUCUCUGUUUUGCUGUGAUGUCAUAGGCAGUGAUUCCUCUUAAUUAGCUGCAAAUCAGAUUUCCGUUUGAUAAACAAUCACAUUACACAUUCAGCUGCUACCAGUGUCAAAUGACUGAAUGAAUCUGUUGUGAUGAAGGCCCAUGUUCAGUCAGGCCGGAGCCCUUAUUCUAAUUGUGAACACACACACACACACACACACACACACACACACACACACACACACACACACACACACACACACACACACACACACACACACACACAGAGGCAAACUUCAAACAUUCUUGGGAGCAUCAACAUUUGCGGCUGCUUUCAGUUCUUUUAGAGUAUUUUUUUUCCUCGCGCUACUUCUCAAGAAGCACAGAUGUGUUUAUGAAAACCAAACUGAGAGAAAGGAAGAAUCCUCCCCUGUGUGUUUUUGCCUCUUGAAUACUCGAAUUAUAAAAAUCGAAUAAUACUAGAGCGUCGUGGGUGACAGGAGUAGUGGUUCUUGAAUUAAAAAAUGUGUACAGAGAAGAUUUUGAAACGAAAAAUCUGUAAAUAGAAAGUGUAAAUAAAUCCUAUAUAUGACAAUAA